UUGCCCCGUUCAGCUCCUGAGAGAGCAUCCUGCUCCCCUGUUCUCCUCGGUUUCCAGACACUCUUUUCAAAAAAGCCCAAAGAAAAAUUACCAAACUGUGCUGGGCUUCCACAUAGCCAGCAGAACUGAGAAGCAGAACGAGAUUAACUGGAGGUAGGCAUGAACUUGCAUGAGUGGUAGUGGGAAGCUGCUCCUUGUGAAGAUGGCAGCAGAGUCCCAACUGAAGUGAAUGCAACUGAACAAAAUGUUUCCUGGUGCAAGUGAAUGAAGGCAUGCUUUCCCAUUUGAUCUGCAGCUGUUAAGAGUUCAGUGGGUUGAACUGCAAUCCUUCAAGUUCAUCUGUUGACUCCAACACAAAACUAUUAUAAACUGUGCCUCUAAAACACGUGAUGAAACAUUUCUUGAGAGCUAUUUAUUCCAACUGCAGCAGAGGAAAGUUUUCAGAACACCCGGCAUUUGGUAGAGGAAAGGUCUCUUGAGCUUUACAAAAGGAGGAAUUAUUUGCAUUCCAACGCUUUAGCCGUGGUAAAACACUUUCCAUGCUGAAGAUGGACCAUGCAAACAUGACCCAAGCCAUGCUUGAUGCUGAAUCCCGCAACACGGAGAAGAACAGCAGCAACGAGUAUUUUUACAUUCUGAUUGUCAUGUCUUUCUAUGGGAUCUUCCUGAUAGGGAUAAUGCUUGGCUACAUGAAGUCCAAAAGAAAAGAGAAGAAGUCCAAUUUGCUUCUGCUCUACAAAGAUGAGGAGAGGGAAUGGGGGGAAGCUGUGAAGCCUCUACCAACCAUAUCGGGGCUGAAAUCUGUCCAGAUCCCCAUGAUGCUGAACAUGCUGCAGGAGAGCAUGGUGCCGUCCCUGUCCUGUGCCAUCUGCUCGAUGGAAGGCAGCAGUGUGAGCUCCGAGUCCUCCUCCCCAGACGUGCACUUCACCAUCCAGGAGGAAGUGCUGGAUGCUGAACUGGGCGAAGUGUCAGAAACGCUUCUCAACGAGAGCAGCGAGGGAUCUGCAGAAAACAUCCACAAGAACUCCUAGCACUUGCAGGGCUCCCUUGAUCAGCUGCCAAAGCGUGAGUGGAGCUCCCACUAAGAACUUGUGGUCCUACUUUCCUGCUCUCCAAUGAACUCUGAACAGGUAUCUGUGCCCCUGGGCCCGAGGUGUUCCUGAGAGCUGGCAGGACAAGGAAGCAGUGGUACCCAACUACAAAGUGUAACUUGCACAUAAUUGGGAUGCUUAAUUUUAAUUUUUUCGUUAUUAUUUCUUACCAUAAGAACUAAGAACAAGGAGAAUAUAUAUAUUUUUUUUUUCUAACGAGGUAACUAUUACUGGCAUGUCUCUGCAUAUUUCAGAAAUCUGCAAAUAUCUAGGUAACGUUAAGGGAAAUUACCCUAGCGCAAGUGCCUGGUUGUUAAAGACAAUGGGUAAUGCUCAUUCACACAAAACUCUGAUAGACUAGAAGCAUUUUAACUGUGUUUUAAUUAUAACAAACCACAACCAAUAGCAGAUUUGCUCAAUGCAGCCUCAAAAACUGAAAAUUUUUUGAUGCUGUAGUUGAAGGAAGAUUGCAGCAUAGGUAGAGACUGACUUUAGGCAUAAAAAGAAUCAAAGAAAAAUAAAAAAAAAGUAAAAGAGGCACUGAAUUUCUAGGAGGUUUGUAAAACCCAGUUUCGGAUCCAUGCCACUAUAUCUAUCUUUGCUUAAGUUGUACCUGUACUGGCUGGGUCAGGUUCACCAACUUCUGCUGCAAUCCAGCCUUUGACUGAGUUACUAGUAGGAAAAAUGGUUUUGUUUUUUGGUUUUGUAUUUUUUAAAGAUAUGUACAUUUGAUCACUAAAGGCAAAGAUCUGUAAGUUACAGAAGACAUUAAACGAUCUUUGUUGCAAGGUGUAAGACAUAGAAAGGCUUGAACAAAUGCUGCUCUGUUAUGCCCCCUUGAAAAAUAGGUGUAAUUCAGAAUAGAAUUUAACCUAGCAAGGGUGAAAUCCUGGCCCCACUGAAGUCAUCAGCUGAGUGCUCCUGACUUCAGGGGACAUGCACAAGAUUUUAUGCUUCUCUGUUGGAGUUAAAUUCUCCAUUGAGGUCAGUACAACUGUACCCAUUUACAUCAUUAAAGAAUCUAGACUUUCUUCUCUAUUUAAGCCAGUGUAGAUAAACAUUGCAUUACAUCGUUUUUAUUUUUUAUAAUCAGCUUGCAUGUGACACAUGCAUUUCUAUAAAGUCAUUAGUAGCUAGUUUUUAAAACCACCACAAACUUCCCCUCCCCCCAAUUUAAUGGUACUGUGAUUUUUUUUUCAAAUGCUCAUUAAAUUAGUUUCUAAACUAUUGCACUGUUAAAAGAGGUAAGAAUGAAUAAAAAUAUAAGAAUGAAUAUUUCAAUCAUGUCUUAUAUUUUAUAAUAACUUAUUACAAUGUUUGGAUUAGUUCUGAAGCAUGAGGGCUGAAGAGCUUGAAUCUAAAGCAUUGCACAGCAAAAUGUUUGCAAAAUGUCUCCACAUAUUUCCUGCGCUAAAAUAGCUUUGUGAUUUAUCCACUGGCAUUAGACCUUGAGAGAUAGCUUGAAAAAUAUGAAUGCUGAACAGCAGAAAUGAACUGAGGCAAGAGUCUGCUGUACUUCUGUGGUUUAGAAGGGAGAACCCUGCCUUUGGCUUGGAGGGUUAAUGUGAUGUAGCCUGCAGAGGUAUCAGGGUCUCUCUCUAAACACAGCAGAACAAAGUCUCCAUUGUGCUCAGAAAGGGCCUGAUUCAGUUGAGACUGAAGGCAGUGGGAGUUUUUCCAUCCACUUAGUGAACUUUGGAUCAGACCAUAUAAAGCUUUUUGGUAGAUUUACUCCAAAAGGGGCUGUUUUAAGUUUGAAAGAAACCAAAUUAAGUUUGGCACUUUGCCUGGAAUCACUUGAAUCCUGAAACUUUCCAAAUGAGACUGACAUGCGUGAGUUGUCACAUUUUCCAUUGCUUUCUCCUUCGUCCUUUUACUUUUGGUAUAAAUGUAUGUGUAUCUGUAAAAAAAUGAUGUAUAUAAUUCCUAACAUUGAGUUGUAUAUAAUUGUCUCAUGUAUUUAAAGUUUAUUGUUUCUACUGGCACUAAUUUUUAUUUAA
Molecule: messenger RNA, 3091 nt
Organism: Tyto alba (common barn owl)
Lineage: Eukaryota; Metazoa; Chordata; Aves; Strigiformes; Tytonidae
Gene: KCNE4
Product: potassium voltage-gated channel subfamily E regulatory subunit 4
Exons: 3
Coding region: 540-1031 (163 amino acids)
Biological process (GO): potassium ion export across plasma membrane; negative regulation of delayed rectifier potassium channel activity; regulation of heart rate by cardiac conduction
Cellular component (GO): membrane
Molecular function (GO): potassium channel regulator activity; delayed rectifier potassium channel activity; voltage-gated potassium channel activity involved in ventricular cardiac muscle cell action potential repolarization
Source: RefSeq, a predicted model, not a curated record